UGGUCACAAAUCACACAUCUGGUGAAGACGUAUCAGUUGGAGAGGCUCGGGCGGUCGCAGUCGCAGUUGAAGUCGUACCAUGAUUUCAAGGAGCAGAUGGCGCAGCAGGGGAUAUGCCUGACAACGAACCUCCUGGUGAAUACGAUGCACUGGCUGCCAGCGGACACAGACAUCCGGCUGCCGGCGGAGGAGGCUGUGCAGCGGGUGACGUACAAAGACGCCCGGUUGUUUGCCGCGGCGGAGGACGUAUACAUCUCGAUCAACGAGUUCCCCUACUACAUCCAGGAGCGGACCCUCCACUUGUUGGUGUGGGUGCGGUCGCCGAUGCCGCCGGACCCAGCGUCCGAUAUUGGCGAUAUCGACAGCACGACAAAAGAGACGAUCGAGCGAUACGUCAUGGCGACAUUCGUGCGCAAGGCGGGCGUGCCCAGGGACCACCUCGUGUGGUGGAAGAACUACACCAAGAUUCAGAGCAUAAAGGCGAUCCCGCACGUGCAUGUGUUGAUCAAC
Molecule: messenger RNA, 510 nt
Organism: Pichia membranifaciens NRRL Y-2026
Lineage: Eukaryota; Fungi; Ascomycota; Pichiomycetes; Pichiales; Pichiaceae
Exons: 1
Biological process (GO): N-acetylglucosamine metabolic process
Cellular component (GO): cytoplasm
Source: RefSeq, a predicted model, not a curated record